Callithrix jacchus (white-tufted-ear marmoset) is the source of this 4978-nucleotide messenger RNA. RefSeq names its product transmembrane protein 126B (gene TMEM126B). Gene Ontology annotation, cellular component: mitochondrion. Gene Ontology annotation, biological process: mitochondrial respiratory chain complex I assembly. NCBI's taxonomy places the organism in Eukaryota, Metazoa, Chordata, Mammalia, Primates, Cebidae. The record is from RefSeq and is a predicted model, not a curated record.
CAGCACCACUUCCCUCCCAGGGCGUUCUGGGUCCCCGCCCCCUUGCAAGUCACGUGAGUCAUCAAAAUGGCGGCGCUCGGGUAUGAGGCUGGGGCUAAGUUGGAUUCAGGUGUGGAGCCGGUGGGAGCUGAGGAAGCGCCCAAGGAUGUCAAGAUGACAGCAUAUAUGCAUGGUCAGCCGAGUCCUUUUCUAGAAGACGCAAAACUCAGAAGACCAAUGAUCAUAGAAAUCAUAGAAAAAAAAUAUGAAUGUCUUAAAAAAGAAAUGAUGCCAUAUAUAUAUCAUAUGACAUUGAUUGGAACAGCAGCUGGUUGCACUGGAAUAUUCACAAACUUCACAUUCAGACACACCUUCAAGGUCAAAUAUGAUGCUUUGAAGACAUAUGCAUCAUUGGCUACAGUUCCAUUUUUGUCUACUGUGGUUGCCCACAAGCUUCUUGUAAUCGAUGCUUUGUAUUCAGAUAAUAUAAGCAAGGAAAACUGUGUUUUUAGAAGUUCACUGAUUGGCAUGGUAUGUGGUGUUUUACAACCUAAUUCUUCGGCUUUUCUUAAAAAUGGACGUCUGGCAACCAAAUGGAGUCUCACUCUGUAGCCCAGGCUGGAGUGCAGUGGCACAAUCUUGGCUCACUGCAACCUCUGCUUCCCGGGUCCUGGUUUAAGCGAUUCUCCUGCCUCAGCCUCCCAAGUAGCUGGGAUUACAGGCACACGCCACCAUGCACAGCUAAUUUUUGAAAUUUUAGUAGAGAUGGGGUUUUGUCAUUUUGGCCAGGCUGGUCUUGACCUCCUGACCUUGUGAUCCACUCACCACAGCCUCCAAAAGUGUUGGAUUACAGGUGUGAGCCACUAUGCCUGGCAACAUGUUUGUUUAGAGUUUCCUAAGGCAUCCUUGAGCUGCCCAUUUAUCUUAGUUCAGAAAAUGAACACGGACAAGAAGAAUUACAGAAUGGAACUGUACAUCUCAUUCUCCAUAUCCUAACCAUAUUCAUUUAGAGAUUAAAAACAUGGUAACCUUGGAAAUACAGGAAGGUUGACUUAAAUUCACCUCUCCUACCACCAGAAAGUGGAAUAAAUUUGUACCUUACUCCAUGACUUCAGAUUGUUCUGUAACAAAAAAAAGCUGGCAAAUUCCUUCAGCUUUGAAAUGCACUAAUUGCCACAGUGACUAUAAGAGGCCUGAAAGGAGAAAUUAGGGAAACCUUGGCCUGCUGGGCUUGAGCCCAAAGGUGAAGCCAGGUGAAACAGUGAAAAAAAGCAACAAGUGCAGAGUUGUGAAGGUCAGCUUGCAGCUCUAUUCAAGAUUGAAAUCCUGGCCUCAUUACUUAUUAACAAGAUAAUCUUGAAUAAGCUAUUUCACGUCUCUGCACUUAAGUCUCCUUAUCUAUCAAAUGAGGAAUAAAAACUGUACUCAAUCUCAAAGUGUUAUAUUAAAUGAGUUAAUAUAUGUAAAUCAAAACAGGACCCAACUCAUACAAAAUCUAAAUGUAUUAGCUGCUAUCUUAGUCCACUUGGGCUAAUGUAACAAAAUAGCAUGGACUGGUGACUUAUAAACAACAGAAAUUUAUUUCUCAUAGUUGUGGAAGCUAGGAUUUGGUGUCUGAGAGCCUGCUUUCUUGUUCAUAGAUAAUGCUUUCUUGUGUCCUCACAUGAUGGAAGGGGCAAGAGCGCUCUCCGGAUCCUCUUUAAUAAGUGUAAAAACCUCAUUCAUGGGGGCUCUGCCCUCAUGACCUAAUCACUUCCCAAAGGCCUCACCACAUAAUACCAUCACCUUGGGGUUAGUAUUUCAAAAUACAAAUUCAGGAGGCACAAACAUUUAGACCAUAGCAGCUGUCAUUAUUGUUACUAUUGCUGCAUGUCAAGUAUCACGGUCCUUUUCCUAGUCUGUAGUUAUCAGUCUAGUCUAGCACUUCGGUAGAAAAAUUAGAAAUGUCCACUAAAGAGAAGCCACAAGAUAUCUUUCAUUUGAAUAAAUACAUAUUCACUUAUUCAGCUAAUGUUGAUUAAACACAUUGUAUGAAAGAUAUUUAAUACUACAUAUUGAGCAAGCUAUGUAAACUUUCUGUGUUUUCUCUUAAAACAUAUUAACUGCUUUAUAGUGUGGUUAUAAAAAGUAAAGUACAUAGAACCAUACCAUACCACACCUGGCAUGUAGAAGUUGCUCAGUAAAUGUAUUUACAUCAUCUGUUUUCCCUGAUAGGUGUAUAAUAAUAACUAAGAUAUGGUCCCUCUUAUAAGAACUUACCUUCACUCUGUUUUUUUUUGUGUGUGUGUGUGUGUGUUUUUAAGGAUACUGAUGUGUGUUUUUUAAUUAAAUUAAAUUUUCUAUCUUCAUGAGUUAAAAAUUUAAAGCCAGAGAGUAAUAUGCUAAUAAGAAAAAUUUAAGGUAAAGUAUAGUAGUAUUUUCAAGUUAUAACACUUUGUUUUUAAUGACAAAUUAACAAAUACAAUAUGAAUGAAUUAAUGUAUUAUAUACACACAUAAUGUAUGCAAAUAGUAUUGCGUGUGGGUAUAUAUAUUUAUAUAUGCAUAAGGUAUCAUGUUUGCCAGUGCAUUUGUUAUGCACAAAUUAUGUAUCCAUUUAUUUUCUGAUUUUUUUUUUUUUUUUGUAAGAAUUUCAGGACACCAACAGCAAAGCAUUAAACCAAGUUCAGGGACCUUCUAAGCACAGAGCUCCAAGCAACUGCACAGAAAGCAUGUACACAAAAAGAGCUGUGGCUGUAGUCCAGGAUAUUUCUUUCUUUCUUUUUUUUUUUUUUUUUUUUUUAGAAAGAAAAAGAGAGAACAGGAAUGUAGCUUUAUUCUAAAAAUGGGUAUUAAUAAUGGCUGAUCAAUAUUCUGUGUAUUUAAGAUGGAGAAUGGAGAAUGUAUAUUUUGUGUAUUUAAAAUGGAGAGCUCUAUAAAUAUUUAUUGAGUUUACUUGUUCGUAUCUGAGAUCAAGUCCUGGAUAUCCUUAUUAAUUUUCUGUUUCGUUGAGUCUAAAUCUCUUUAUGGGUCUUAUGUAUCGAGUGUUAGGAUCAUUAGCUCUUAUUGUUGCAUUGAUCCUUUUAUCACUAUAUCUUUGUUGCUUUGGAAUCUAUUUUAUCACAUGCGAGAAUUGCAACUCCUACUUUUUAUUUAUUUAUUUAUUUUUGCUCUCCAUUUGGUUGGUAAAUCUUUCUCCAUCCCUUUGUUUUGAGUCUUUGUGUAUCCUUGGAUGUGAAAUGGGUCUGGAUGUAGCAUACCAUUAGGUUUUAGAUGUAUCUUUUGAUUGGGGGAUUUAGUCGACUUAAAUUUAGGGUUACUGCCAUUUGAUGUUAACUGGCUAUUUUAUCCAUUCGUUGAUGUGAAUUCUUCUUUAUGUUGAUGCUCUUUACUUCUUAGUAUAUUUUUAGAAAGGCUAAUACUGGUGUUCCUUUCUAUGUAUAAUGCUUCUUUCAGAAGCCCUUGUAAAGCAGGCCUGGUGGUAAUAAAAUCUCUGAGUACUUGCUUGUUCAUAAAAGAUUUUAUUCUUCCUUCAAUUGUGAGGCUUAGUUUGGCUGGAUAUAAAAUUCUGGGCUGAAAGUUCUGUUCUUUAAGGAUGUUGAAUAUCAGCCCCCACUCUCUUCUGGCUUGUAGAGUUUCUGCUGAGAGAUCUGCUGUAAGUCUAAUAGGCUUCCCUUUGUGGGUAACCUGACCUUUCUCUCUGGCUGCCCUUAGUAUUUUCUCCUUCGUUUCAACCCUGGUGAAUCUAAUGAUUAUGUGCGUUGGGGUUGCUCUUCUUGAGGAAUAUCUUUGUGGUGUUCUCUGUAUUACCUGGGGUUGAAUAUUGUCCUGCUUUGCUAGAUUGGGAAAGUUUUCCUGAAUAAUACCCUGAAGAAUAUUUUCCAACUUGGAUUCAUUCUCUUCGUCAUAUUCAGGUACACCUAUCAAACGUAAAUUAGGUCUUUUCACUUAGUCCCAUAUUUCUUGGAGACUUUGCUCAUUCCUUUUUAUCCUUUUUUCUCUAUUCUUGUCUUCUCGUUUUAUUUCAUUAAGUAGGUCUUUGAUCUCUGCUAUUCUGUCUUCUGCUUGAUCAAUUUGGCUAUUCAAACUUGUGCAUAUUUCACUAAGUUUUUGUGUUGUGUUUUUCAACUCCAUUAGUUCAUUUAUAUUCCUCUCUAUAUUUUCUAUUCUUGUUAGCAUUUCAUCAAACCUUUUUUCAAAGUUCUUAGUUUCUUUACAUUGGGUUAGAACAAGUUCUUUUAACUCCCAGAAGUUUCUUAUCCUCCACCUUCUGAAGCCUACUUCUGUUAAUGGCACACAGUCCUUUUCCAUCAGGGCUUGUUCUGUUGCUGAUGAGGAACUGUAAUCCCCUGUAGAGGGAGAGGGGUUCUGAUUGUGGGUAUUCUCAGCCUUUUUAGGCUGGUUUCUUCCCUUUGUUAUAAAUUUAUCCAUCUGUGGUCUUUACAAUUACUGCCUUUCUAGUUGGGUUUCUGAGUGGACGUCCAGUUUAUUGAUGCCCAGAGCCGGAAUCUGAGCAACCCGCUGCGCCAGCCAUAACAGCAGUGUUAAGACUGAUGGUGCUCUUCUGCCCGGGAAUCUCCUUCCCGUUUACUCUGCACAAAGAGCUGCCGCACCGAUGCGCCAGCAAAACCGCUGCGCCGGCCACAAGAGUCGCGCUGGUGACCCGUGGGGCUCCUCCACUGGGAAUCUUCUGGUCCACGAGCGACAAAAAUUCAUCUGAAAGUGUGGCAUCCUCUCAUUCUCUGCGCUUUCACUGGGAGCUACAAUCCCGAGCUGUUAGCGAUCAGCCAUCUUGGAUCACUUACCUUCACGCUGACCUCUUCAUUUCCCCUGACUCCCUUCACCAUGUGAUUUCCCUGUGAUUUUGUGUUGUUACUACAUUGCACUGCAUUGCUUGGGUUGUAUUGUGUACUGAUUUUCUCUCUGCUUUUGUACAAUUGUCUUAUCUUGCAUUAACUACUCAGUUUUUGAAUUUUUCAAGUUUAAGCAGUAACCUAACAAUGAAAAAAUAGUAUUUUACA